Brassica napus (rape) is the source of this 2014-nucleotide messenger RNA. RefSeq names its product two-component response regulator-like APRR5. Gene Ontology annotation, biological process: phosphorelay signal transduction system; cytokinin-activated signaling pathway. The coding region runs from base 308 to 1816 and encodes 502 amino acids. The transcript has 6 exons. Gene Ontology annotation, molecular function: protein binding. Lineage: Eukaryota; Viridiplantae; Streptophyta; Magnoliopsida; Brassicales; Brassicaceae. The record is from RefSeq and is a predicted model, not a curated record.
UAAUCAACGCCCUAGCCACCACACCUAUUAAAAAUGUUAUUCGGUGUAUUAGAUCUCUUUGUCUCGUACAGUAUUUGCUGAUGUGGCAUACGUAGUCCACGUCAGCUAACUCUACUAGAUAUUUUUCGUAUCCUUUUACUAGCUUCGUAACCGUUGGAUCACGAUCGGUUGUCCGCGCUACUCUAAUCUCAGCCGUUGAAACAUUCAACAGAGCAUAAAUUUGUUUCCCUCUUUUUAUCUUUCCCCCUUCCAACUAUCUCUUUCUUAUUCUUUCUGGAACUUCAAUCUGAUUUGGUUUGACUGUGAGAUGCGAGAAAUGAGCGACGAAGUUGUUGAGGUGACGGUGGUGGAGAAAGCAGCUGAGGCUGCCGGAGGGAAGUCAGCUCGGCGGAGAGUGCGGAGGAAAGACGCCGCAGAGGGCAGCGAUGGUUUGGUGAAGUGGGAGAGGUUUCUCCCGAAAAUGGCGCUAAGGGUUUUGCUCGUAGAAGCAGACGAUUCCACCAGACAGAUUAUUUCUGGUCUCCUCAGGAAAUGCAGUUACAGAGUUGCUGCUGUACCUGAUGGCUUGAAAGCUUGGGAGGUGCUAAAAGGAAACCCCGAGAGCGUCGAUCUGAUACUCACAGAGGUUGAUCUUCCUUCAAUAUCUGGAUACGCUCUUCUUACACUUAUCAUGGAGCAUGACAUCUGCAAGAACAUCCCUAUCAUAAUGAUGUCGACACAUGACUCAGUGAAUACUGUGUACAAGUGCAUGUUGAAAGGUGCUGCUGACUAUCUUGUUAAGCCGUUGAGGAGGAAUGAGCUGAGAAACCUCUGGCAACAUGUUUGGAGAAGACGACAAAGUACACUUGCUCCUGGUAGCUUUCAACUUGAUGAGAAUCUCGGCCACCAAAAGCCUGAGGGUGCUCAGAGCUCAUUUACAAGACCAGAGAUGGAAGGAGAGAACGCAGACGUGGAGAAAGACUCAUCUAAAGAAGCCAUUGACUUCAUUGGAGCUUCGUUUACAAGAAACGGACAACGCAACAGAGAAGAAAGUGUUUCCAAAUACGAAUCUCGGAUAGGGCUUGAUCUCUCCCUGAGAAGACCCUCUCUUCAUCCUUCUAGUGGCUCUGCCUUCACAAGGUACGUUCACAAGCCGCUGCAGACACAGUGCUCCGUCUCUCCCUUGGUUUCCGACGAGAGAAAGAAUGUUGCGGCAAGUGAAGAUGAUAACAUUGUGGUAACCAAUCAAUACAAAUCAUCUGAACCGCCUCCAAGUGCUCCGAGAAGAAACGAGGCCAGCUUUUACUAUAGUGCUGACUCACCUGGUCCACCUUCUUGGCCAGGACAAGGUUCUUACCCAACCACAGUUCCCAUCAAGAGUAUACAGUUCGCAGGUCCUAACACAGCUCCUGCUUCAAGCCCUAGUUCAGUUACCCCGCAUGAGUACAGUUCCAUGUUUCACCCAUUCAACGGUAAUAAACCCGAGGGUUUGCAAGAGCAGGAUGUAGAGGAGAGAAGACACGUCUCUUCUGCAACCGAACAUAGCACAAUAGGGAACCACUGCACUACCAGCUACAUUGAUUAUCAUCAUCAGGAUCAGCAGCUUGUGGAGAAGAAGAAUGAAGAAGGGUACUCGUCCUCUGUAGGGAAGACUCAGCAAUCUCUUAGGGAAGCUGCUUUAAACAAGUUUCGGAUGAAGCGCAAGGACAGGUGUUUUGAUAAAAAGGUUCGUUAUGAGAGCAGGAAGAAACUGGCAGAGCAACGGCCGAGAAUUAAAGGGCAGUUCGUUCGUCAAGUCCAGUCCACUGAGACAUCAACACAAGCAGCUCCACAAUGAUCCAGCAACUUGAUAGAUAUUUAUUAGUAUAUAUCAACAUAACAAGUUCAAUUUUGUACCAACUAGGGGACUUUUAUUUUCUCCCAUUCAGGAGCUGCUCUUGUGCUAACUCUCCACCAACGUAGUUGGUGAGACUUUUGUGUAUACAUUGUGGCAUUCAGCUUUGGAGCUUAGUUGUGGAGUUUAGUUAGUAAUCUA